UGAGGUCAUUUAAUAAAUAAGCUGAGCCGCAAUCAAGCUCAAGCCUCUACAUUGUUUAUUGAUUACAUCUCUACAUUUGUUUAAAUCACUGUCCUCUUAACUACCAUGCGACUUGUAAUUUAGCAGAAAACAACAACAUUAUUAACAUAAGUUGUGCGAUUGUCAUCAAGUUUACACGCCGUCUGGAGGAGAGGUCAGAUUUAGAGAACUAAAAGACGUCUGAUUCUGAAGAUGAUGUCGAGACGGAAAUUAUUGGUGUUUCACAUAUCAUGUUUCUAGAGCUAACAAAUUUUUCGGGCAUUGAACAACUGUCCAACCUACGCGCAAUUAUCUAUUAUAUUAUUAAGCCUGUGUGAUCAUGUUGUAAUGGGAAGAAAGAUUAGUUCAUUAUGUUGUUGUGGUAACUGGGCAAGAAUCUCUGCUUAUUUGGUCACGAACUGAAGGCAAAGUAGGUUUUUUGCGAGAUGGAAAUGGGGUCAUUCAGUGAUGCGUAUGAUAUGUUUGUUAAAAUGCCUACUGGAACAUGAAAUUUUGUUCUGCAAAUUUGGAAAAAAUUUUGAUGGUUACAAACAUCAUACUUGUUCAAUUUGGUGGUUGCAAAAAGCGAUGGCUUAAUGAAUGAAAUUGCAAUGAGGUUUCAUUCGUAUUUUCUGGUGAAAUAUUUUGGUUAUGACAUUUGGAGCAAACGGUCUAAAGGGGUACAUUUUAAGUUGCUGGAAAGCGUGGAGUCCUUUACUAUAUGACAAAGAUCAGGAAAGAAACCAAUUUUAUUUAAAGUGGAAAUUACAAGGAAGAGAAUUAGCAGUUUGGGAAGAGGUUGUCAAUCAUGGAGUUCCAGAGAGAGUAAUGGAAUCAAUAAUAGAUGCAUGUGAUGGAUUUUUCAAUCUGCCAGAGGAGGAGAAGCAGGAGUAUGAAGGGAAGCAUGUGUUGGACCCUAUAAGGUGUGGCACCAGCUUUAAUACUGCCGUGGAGAAGGUCUUUUCUUGGAGAGAUUUUCUUAAGGUCUUUGUGCAUCCUGUUUUUCACUCCCCAAGCAAACCUGCAGGGUUUAGUGAGAGUUUAUCUGAGUACUCCAAAAGAACAAGGGAAGUAGCUAGAGAAUUACUUAAAGGAAUAUCAGAGAGCCUAGGAUUGGAGGCUGAUUAUAUAGACAAAGCAUUGAAUUUGGAGCAAGGUCAUCAGGUCAAUGUAGCGAACUUCUAUCCACCUUGUGCACAGCCGGAACUUGCAAUGGGCUUGCCUUCUCAUUCAGAUCAUGGCCUCUUGACCCUACUUAUUGAAAAUGGAGUUAGUGGCCUUCAGGUGCAACACAAAGGAAAGUGGGUCAACUUAAAUUCCUUCCCCAGUUCCUUUCUGGUUAACACUGGUGAUCAUCUUCAGAUUUUGAGUAAUGGAAAGUACAAGAGCGUUCUACAUAGAGCAAUUGUGAACAACAAAACUACAAGGAUAUCCAUAGCCAUGCAACAUGGACCAUCACUAGAGUCUGUCGUUAGUCCAGCACCGGAGUUAUUAGACCGUGAAAAUGCUGAACCAGCAUAUAUUGGCAUCAAAUACAAGGAAUAUCUGGAACUUCAACAAAGCAACAAGCUAGAUGGAAGGUCUUGCUUAGAUCGAAUACGAAUUUGAGCAGUUUUAAUUACAAUUUCUAUAUGUCUAGUCACUAAAACAUUGAAACCUCAUGGUGUUAAGACAAAAGGCAUCGCAUUUGGUGAUCCAUUAGUUAAGCAUCUGCCUAUAAUAUUGACAUCUUUGUUUUUUUUUUUUUUUUUUUUUUUU
Jatropha curcas is the source of this 1776-nucleotide messenger RNA. Lineage: Eukaryota; Viridiplantae; Streptophyta; Magnoliopsida; Malpighiales; Euphorbiaceae. The record is from RefSeq and is a predicted model, not a curated record.